AUGGCAAUUGAAGAGACCAAUCCUGGCUAUGGUCAGGAACAUGAUUCCAAAGAUGAAUCAAAAGUCUUAGCAACAGGUAGUGACUCUUCAUACUCCUCUUCAUUGGAGCAUCGUCGAGGAUACGUCGGGAACGAUGCUUCUGCAUUUGACACUACUGAAGACCCUCGUUACUAUAAACCUAUCCCCGAAUAUGAGGGUUUUCAUCGCUGGGAUCCCGAGUUUGAUUGGACCGAGGCAGAAGAGAAGACCAUUGUUCGAAAGAUCGACUGGAGAAUUUGCACGUUUGCGUGUUUUACCUUUUUCGCCCUUCAAUUAGAUCGUGGAAACGUGGUUCAAGCAAACUCCGAUAACAUGCUUGAAGACCUGGGUAUGACCACCAAUGACUACAACACUGGUCAGACUAUUUUCCUUUGCACUUUCCUGGCAGCAGAACUUCCUUCACAGCUACUAUCUAAGUGGGUCGGACCGGAUCGCUGGAUCCCUUGUCAGAUGGUUAUCUGGAGUAUAAUCGCGGCCUGUCAAGCAUUUAUCAAGGGUAAAAGUGGAUACUUUGCUUGUAGAGCUAUGCUUGGUCUUUUGGAGGGAGGCUUCAUUCCCGAUACGAUCCUCUUCCUCUCCUUCUGGUACAAAUCAAAGGAACUGCCAAUCCGACUGGCUUGGUUUUGGGUUGCAUAUGAAGCUACUGCGAUUGUGAGUGCCUUCCUGGCAUUCGGAUUCUUGCACAUCCAUAACUCGAGUGGUGGAGGAGGCUGGCGCUAUCUGUUCGCCUUUGAAGGACUUAUCACUGGUAUAAUUGGUAUCAUUGCUGCCUUCUGGAUGCCUGCGUCUCCAACGCAGACCAAGGGUCUUUUCCGUGGCAAAGAUGGCUGGUUCAACGAGCACGAGGAAAAGAUUAUGGUGAAUCGGGUCCUCCGCGACGACCCUAGUAAGGGUGGCAUGCACAACCGCCAGCCAGUCACUCCUAAGCUCCUCUGGGAGGCGCUGAAGGAUUAUGAUAUGUGGAUCAUCUACCUGAUUGGGCUGUCCUGGAUGAUUCCCAACACUCCUGCCACUAACUACAUCAGUCUGGAACUGAAAUCUCUUGGAUUCACCACUUUCCACACAAAUCUCCUUACUAUUCCUGCCUAUGUCAUCUUUAUCCUCAACCUGCUCUUCUGGACUUGGAUCUCUGAGCGCUUUAACCAACGUCUACUUCUCGGCGUCGUCACCGAAGUAUGGGCAUUAGUCCUCCUAAUUGCUCUCGAGACACUACCUGAGGAUAAAAGUGCCUGGGUACGCUGGGUGCUGAUUACUCUGCUGAUUGGCAUGCCCUAUAUCCACGCAAUUAUCGUGGCAAUUACAUCUCGAAACGCUGGCAGCGUCCGCACUAGGACUGUCGCGACAGCACUGUACAACAUGGCUGUGCAAGUGAGCAAUAUCAUUGGUGCCAACAUCUACCGCACCAACGAUAAACCACUGUACCGUACCGGCAACAAGGUUCUGAUCGGUAUUGCUGCAUACAGUUUGGUGUUAUUCAUUGCGGCCAAAAUUUACUACGUCCGGCGAAACAAACAAAAUGCUGCGAUUUGGGACAGUAUGAGCAGCGAGGAGAAAACGAGAUAUGUGGCUGAGAACCCGAAUCUUGGAAACAAGAGAGUUGAUUUCCGGUUCUUGCAUUAG
This is a messenger RNA of Penicillium taxi, 1659 nucleotides long. RefSeq names its product putative transporter. The record is from RefSeq and is a predicted model, not a curated record. NCBI's taxonomy places the organism in Eukaryota, Fungi, Ascomycota, Eurotiomycetes, Eurotiales, Aspergillaceae. Gene Ontology annotation, biological process: transmembrane transport. Gene Ontology annotation, molecular function: sulfate transmembrane transporter activity. The transcript is spliced from 6 exons. Gene Ontology annotation, cellular component: membrane. The coding region runs from base 1 to 1659 and encodes 552 amino acids.